This is a messenger RNA of Cetraspora pellucida, 243 nucleotides long. Lineage: Eukaryota; Fungi; Glomeromycota; Glomeromycetes; Diversisporales; Gigasporaceae. The record is from the annotation of a GenBank genome assembly.
AUGUAUUGUCAUAUAUUACAAAAAGCAGAUGAGUUAGUUUAUAUAGACAGAACAGCUGGAUUGGAUAUUCUUAAUACUUCUCUUACAAUUCUUUUAACAAGCACAUUUGCUAGUAGUUUGCCUUUUGGUGUAAUUAUUGCUUCAGAUGAAUUAGCAAAUACUUUUACAAAAGCUCUAAAUAUAUUAAGAAGUCUGAUUUCAUCAACCAAAUUUGGUAAACAUAGGGCAACUAUUGGACUACAG